Rotaria sp. Silwood2 is the source of this 3174-nucleotide messenger RNA. The record is from the annotation of a GenBank genome assembly. Lineage: Eukaryota; Metazoa; Rotifera; Eurotatoria; Philodinida; Philodinidae.
AUGAGCUUUGUCUCAGAAAAUGUUAAUAUAAAACAAUCACACAAUGAUCACGAUUAUGCCAAAAAUAUCAAUAAUACUGAUAAUAAUGAUGGUGCUAAUCACAACAUGAAUGCCGAAAAUGUAUCUAUAACAGAUGAAAAUAUUGAAGAAAUAGAAAAGUUUGCCUUAUUGGUUGGAAGACCCGUGACCAAAUAUGAGAUACGCUUAAAAGAAGCUGCAAAACGUAUCUUACAACAUACGUGUGCUGUCAUUUCGAACUGUUCUUUGACAGAAAGUAUUGACUACGAUGCAGCAAACUCUCUUGUUGAAGGUUGUUUAUUACAAUUUACUGAAGAUUUAUUUGCUGAUCAUAGUCAACUUGAACCAGAAGGAUUCGUCAAAUAUAUACCAGAUAAUGUUGAUAUACAUUUCAUAAAUAGACUGUUAUGUUAUGACAUCGAUCCAACGACAUAUUUGAAAAAUAUUGAUAUUCCAGAAAUAUGGAUGUCUUAUUUAUCAGCUAAUGGAAGAAAGCUUUUAAAGUCUAUGAAAUUUUAUCAAGAUAUGUUCAGUUCACGAUCAUCAACUGAUGCUUAUAUUUCGACGUGUACUGAUGGCAAGCAAAACGGUAAAUUAUCAACUAUAGGAAAAUUCUGUUCUAUUUGCGAAUUAACACGAAUAAUAACUUUAAUUCAUCCAUUAUCAAUGGAUCAAUGUCGUACGCAAACUUGGUCUAAUAUUCCAUCUGCUGAUCGUAUAAGAAAUAAUAUUGGUCAAAUAUCACCAGUGUUUUCUAUAGGACAGCAAGAAGAUGCCAGUGAAUUCAUCAUUACGUUUCUUGAUCAUUGUAUUUCUUGCUGGCCAUCACAUUUUUCAAACUCAUCAAUUAUUUCUUUAUAUCCUACAGUGAUUGAUGACAUAUUUAGCAUUAAAUUAUUGUCAUCUGGACGAUGCCCUGAAUGUUCAUAUAUAUUUUUAAAAAAAGAAACCACCAAUGUUGUGUUACUGGAAGUUGAUAAAUUAUACGAUUUAACUGAUGCUCUUUUACACUUUGUUAAUCCGGAAACAGUUAAUCAAUUUAAAUGCAGUAAUUGUAACCAAUUCGUUGGGAUUAAAAAACGUAUUACCUUUGAUCAAUUAUCACCCAUCUUGAUCAUAAAUUUUAAAAGAUGUGCUUUAACUUUUGAUUCAAUUGAAAAACUUAAACAUCGUAUCAAUUAUGAUGAGAUUUUGAAUUUUUCUCCUUACAUGACUGCAAAUUUAUGUAUUACCAAUGAUGAAAAUGAUAAAGCUACUUUAUCAAGUGAUUUUUGCUAUAAAUUGUAUGCCAUUAUCAAUCAUACUGGUGAAAAUUUGACUAGUGGUCAUUAUUAUGCUUACAUUCGUUCAUCAGAUAACAUAUGGUUUCUUGUCGAUGAUGAACACUGUCAAAGUGUAACAACAAAUGAAGUUAUAAAUCAUUCAGAAGCAUUGAUACUCUUUUACGCUAAAUUUGAUAGUGCAUCAACGAAUACAAACACAUCAGUUAAAUAUCAAAUAAAUACUUCGACACCAGCGAACAGUCGUAUUUUAUAUUCAUCUAAUUUGGAACACAAGAAAGGUACUUCGUUAGAAUUGUUAAAUAUUUCGUCGAUUCCAAAGUCACCAGAGAGCAUUAUUUUAAAUGAUGAACCACUUCGUGGACAAACCCAUAGCAGUAUAACAAUCGGUGAAAGAACAACGGAUGCUUCUAUUUUUAAAAAACGAAAGAUUAAUGAUCAUAGAUUAAAUAAAAACUCAUGCCAAUCUUCAUCGAGUUCUCAAGAUUCUUUUUUGUCGGAUGUUGCACCUAAUAAUUCAACAAUUAAUUCCAUACAUGAUGAAGAAACUCGAAAACAGGAUUCCAAAACAUUAGCAUCAGUAGCUUCAGGAGUAAUAAUUGAAGAAACAUUUGAAGAAACACUUUCGCAAAAACAUCAUUUUCGUCUAAACCAAUCUGAACUUAUUAAACUGAACUUAUUACGACAACAAAAUCUAAUGAAAGAAUUUGAUCGUAAAAUGCAAAGUGUAGGACUAGCACCGAAAACAUCUAUAUUGAAAGCUAAUCAAUCAAAAAAUGAUAAAAAUUUUAACAAUUCCAAAAAGAAUCAAGAUGUUAAACUAAACAGUAAAGUUAAUAUUGAAUAUUUAAAUAUACUUUUGCCUCAUCUUAAACAUUACAAUGCUGCUUGUGGUUUAUGCAUUCGUUCUCGAUAUUUUGGAAAAAAUAUGUCAACACCAAAUUCUCUUCUAUUACGAUGCAUUUUAAAAUGCAACGGUGCUUAUUGUCAUUUUAAAUGUACCGUGCAUGUAUUGAACAAUGGUUAUUGUUUUAUAAUUGCAUUGAACCAAAAAGUUAUACACCAUGUAGGUGAAAGAAUUAGCCGCCCAAUACGUGGUUCUCAAAGACAAGCCAUCAUUGAUAAAUUCAAGUCUGGGGCAUCUGUUCAUCGAUUACACACCCAAUAUUCUGAACGACGUAGUGCAAAAGAGAAAAGAAGCUUCAACUACGAUUUUACCGGAAAGUCAAAAGCAAUAUUUAAAAAAAUAAAAGCCGAAGCAACUGCCAAUUCUUUAUUGUCCCCAGAUGUAUUGUCAGGCAUUUUACAACUCCAUGACCAGUUAGCCAAUGAAAUAAAUCAUGAUGGAAUCGUUAAUGGCGCAAUUCAACUAAUUCAAUUUCGUCCAUUUUGUACCGUCGUAUUUACCGAAGCAUCAAUUCGUUUAUACGAUACCAUCGUAAGCCAUCCGGAAACGGUUUUAUCUUGGGAUGCAACAGGAGGCAUAAUUAAAAACUCUACAUUAAGUUCAAAGCAAUGUUUAUAUUAUGAACUGACAGUAUCUCAUCCGAAUAUAGUAAAUGAAGAUACUCUAGUUCCAUUAACAUUUAUGUUAUCGGAGUCUCAAACACUUCACACAGUUACAAAUUGGCUAUUGACAUUCAAAGAGAAUCACAAAAAGGUAUUUCCUCAUAAGAAGGAUUCUUUCCCAAAGCCUGUUGUGAUCAUAUCUGAUCGUGCUCAAAUAUUUUUACAAGCUGCACUUCGUGUAUUCAAUGAAGAAACUUACCAACAAUUUUUCGAGCGAGCGUAUCGUAUUGUUAAUCACCAAGCCAUCGAAAAUGAUCUAUCUAAAACAAUAAUUCAUGCUUGCUUAUCUCAUUUCAUGCUUGUAUGA